Messenger RNA from Lactuca sativa (garden lettuce), 1630 nucleotides. Its product is annotated as sucrose nonfermenting 4-like protein. The record is from RefSeq and is a predicted model, not a curated record. NCBI's taxonomy places the organism in Eukaryota, Viridiplantae, Streptophyta, Magnoliopsida, Asterales, Asteraceae.
GAAUCAAAAGGUAACUCUCACCUGUUUCUCUCACUCGACUACAAAUCCCCAUCUUCCUCAAUAUCAAAAUUUCCCUGCUUUCUUUCCAACUCUUGGAUCGCCAAACCAGAUAAAUGGUUCGGGAUUAUACGGCUUAAAAUCCUGCUUUCCCUAUCCUGCCAAGCUUGUUGCUGAUUCCGGGAUACAGUCGUCUUCGGUCCAUUUUCGUUCAUUUUCUUUGUUAUGGAGGUGGUAAAUUAAUGGACAACUGGCCUUGAUGCUGUAUUGAGCACAAUCUUCGUGGGUAGUGAAUCUGAUAUGAUCCCUAGGUUUUCAGUGUCUGAAACUCCUGGUGUUACUGGAGAUAGUAUGGACAUUGAUGGUGAUCCCUUUCAUCACUCAGAUGCGAAUCCAAAGAUACUUGAGGCUGAUGUGGAGUUAUCUCGCCAUCGCAUAUCUGUAUUCCUUUCUACACAUACUGCCUAUGAGUUGCUUCCAGAAUCUGGAAAGGUUGUUGCUUUGGAUGUUUCCCUACCUGUUAAGCAAGCUUUCCAUAUUCUCUAUGAACAGGGAAUUUCGGUUGCCCCUCUUUGGGACCAUAAUGUUGGUCGAUUUGUUGGAAUACUGAGUCCAUUAGACUUCAUCUUGAUUCUUAGAGAGCUGGGGAAUCAUGGUUCUGAUUUGACUGAGGAGGAGCUUGAAACCCAUGCCAUAUCAGCCUGGAAAGAGGGAAAAUUACAGCUUACAAGGAAAUUUGACACUAAUGGACCAUUGAAUCCAAGACGUCUCAUUGAUGCAGGGCCUCAUGAUUCUUUAAAAGAUGUUGCUUUGAAACUGUUACAAAACAAGGUUGCUACAAUUCCAAUCAUCUCACAGGAUGGCUCAAUCCCACAGCUCCUACAUUUGGCUUCCUUAACUGGAGUUCUUAAAUGCAUCUGCAGACAUUUUAAACAUUCGCCUGCCUCCUUGCCAAUACUUCAACAACCAAUCUGUUCGAUUCCUUUGGGCACGUGGGUCCCCAAGAUCGGGGAAUCAAAUGGUCGCCCGUUUGCAAUGUUGAGAGCCAAUGCUUCUCUUAGUGAUGCCUUGUCUUUACUGGUUCAAGCUGAAGUGAGUGCAGUUCCUAUAGUGGAUGAGAAUGACUCGUUGCUCGAUAUAUACUGCAGAAGUGAUAUCACUGCUUUGGCCAAAGACAGAGCAUAUGCCCAGAUUCACCUUAAUGAACUCAGCAUUCAUCAGGCAUUACAACUGACUCAAGAAGCAAGUGCAUCAUAUGGGUUUUUUAAUGGACAAAGAUGUCACAUGUGUUUGGGAUCUGAUCCACUGCAUAAAGUUAUGGAUAGGCUCGCUAUUCCUGGAGUUAGGAGGCUUGUUAUAGUGGAAGCAGGAAGCAAGCGAGUUGAGGGCAUCAUUUCAUUAACUGAUUUAUUCAGGUUUUUGAUUGGAUAAUCCUCCACCUCCCAUCAUAUCAACUUAAAGAUGUGUAUGUUGACUCUUUGGUUGGUACAAGUUUCCAGCUUUUUGCCUCAACUUUUCUUUUUUCUUUUUUUAUUAUGUUAUUAGUUUAAAAAGAAAUUUCUGUAAAUUCAAGAGGAUUCUCAAUGUUUUUUUUUUGCCCACACAUCAAUGUAAGGCAUCAUUCUCAUCUCAA